AUGGCGUUCAACUUCAACUGGUCGCCAUUGAUGGCCGACGCGGGCUUCUACACCCGCGCUCAGGACCUUCUAACGGCGGCGCUGAACAAAUCGCCAAAGCCGCCUAUCAUUGUCGACGAUAUCAAAGUCACAGAGUUGAAUUUAGGAUCGAUACCGCCGGAUCUGGAAAUUCUGGAAGUUGGUGACCUUGCCGAGGACCGAUUUCGCGGCAUUUUCAAGAUGUCAUACAACGGCGAUGCGUAUUUGACGUUAAAGACAAGAGUCCAGGCGAAUCCUUUGAAUACAUUUUUAGUUACGCGACCGUCGUUCGCAUCACCGAAGCCGUUGGCUGCCGCCGCUGGUUUGACCAUACCUUUACAGAUUACUCUGUCGGAGUUUCGAUUAUCGGGAUUUGUUGUGCUGGUAUUUUCUAAACAAAAGGGAAUUACCGUGGUGUUCAGGAACGACCCCCUUGAAUCAUUAAAAGUGUCAUCCACAUUUGAUUCAAUCUCUUUUGUCCGCGACUACUUACAGAAGGCCAUUGAAGGGCAGUUGCGAGCUCUUUUUAUGGACGAAUUGCCCGCUAUCAUUCAUCGACUAUCAUUGCGCCUGUGGGUACCUGAAUAUCGCGAUAAAGAAUCAGAGUCGGUCAACACCCUAGACCAAUCUUCAGAAGCAGGUCCCGGUCAAGACCCUCUUGCAAGCCCUCCUCAGGAUCCUGUUGACGCAUCAGGAAAUGCGCUCAAUCCGUCAGAGGUCGCUUCAUUGUCGUUGGACUCUGGAGUCGAGAUCCACAGCCUAUUCUCACAGAAGAACUUGCUCCGAUUGGCUGCAUUGACCGAUUCCCAGCGCACCUUGUCGUUGUUCACACCAUCUAUCAAAGAUGUGGUAUAUAGAGCCUGGACUGCGUCGGCAGAACUUGGGGAAAGCACAACAUUGACAUCCCCUGCUAGCCCAGUACUAUCCCGAACGCAUUCUCAUAUUGGUUCUCUCCAUUCAUUCGUCGACAAUGCGAGCACCAUUUCAAUGCAGAGCGGUGGAUCGAGUAAUUUCAGCGGCCAUUUACAUUUAAGAACGGGCCGACAUUCUCGGUCUCAUACCAAGAAGCGCAAGAAGCGAGUCGUUGACUUGCGCCGACCGAAGACUACCGAUGAUGUCGAGAGUGUGAGUGGAGACAGUGUGUUCUCUUCUGAAAAUGCCACCAGUGCUCCUACGAUCUUCUCAUCUCCGGCACACUUUUCUGAGGAAAAGAACGAUGACCCAGUGACACCACCACUUGGUCCUCAAAACGACCUGCAUCUACCUACUAUUCAUGAACGCCGAAGAAUUAGUCAAGGUGACCACACCGUCCGGCGCUCUAUGUUAUCAAUGUCAGAGGCUGCGCAACCCUCAUCCAGUCGUUCGGCUCAGAUGAUUGCAGAAUCAUGGCCAGAUCCAGAUGCAACGCCUCGCAAUACGAUCCGAUUGCCAAGCAACGACCGGGCAAAUAAUCGGCUCACAGCCGCACCUCUUCCGAGUUCAGCAAUUCAAUACGCGCCAGCUGUCCCUGCCAACAACAACCCUAGGGAACAAGUCUGKCUCUCCAAAAUGGCCGCUGAACUGGCUCGUAGAAUGCAAGAGGAGAAAGUCGAUCAGUCUGGAUCAAGACCAUUCCCAGAUUUCUGGGAUGAUCAUAGCCGAGAGGAAAUUCCACCUCCUGCCUAUGGCCACUAA
Messenger RNA from Talaromyces amestolkiae, 1692 nucleotides. RefSeq lists its product as uncharacterized. Gene Ontology annotation, molecular function: lipid binding. NCBI's taxonomy places the organism in Eukaryota, Fungi, Ascomycota, Eurotiomycetes, Eurotiales, Trichocomaceae. Gene Ontology annotation, biological process: mitochondrion organization; phospholipid transport. The record is from RefSeq and is a predicted model, not a curated record. Bases 1 to 1692 code for a protein of 563 amino acids. The transcript has a single exon. Gene Ontology annotation, cellular component: ERMES complex.